Molecule: messenger RNA, 1593 nt
Organism: Vespa velutina
Lineage: Eukaryota; Metazoa; Arthropoda; Insecta; Hymenoptera; Vespidae
Product: translation initiation factor IF-2-like
Exons: 3
Coding region: 305-1480 (391 amino acids)
Source: RefSeq, a predicted model, not a curated record
CGAUUUCAGGAUCUGCUAUUAACUUGGUCGCGCAUGUAAGUUGUGAACACCGGUAAAAGCGGCACGUUGAGGGCCGUUAUUAACCGGAUCGUUGAUGAAACAUAUACAUAUAUACAAACGGUAACAAAAUUUCCAACAAUUAUUUGAUAAAAGAUCGUCGAUUCGACCUAGAAAAAGGAAAAAAAAAUUUAUCCUUCUAUCUUUCUAUCUCUCUCUUUAUAUAUAUAUAUACAUAUAUAUAUACACGCGCAUACAUAUAUAUAUAAAUAAAUAAAAAAAUAAAAAAAAAAGAAAGGAAGAAUAAAUGGCACCACGUAGAAAUGCGAAGCAAGCCGAUGUUGAGCCCGUGGAAAAAGUCGCGGAAAUCGGCGACGUAUCGCCUCCAAAACGUACAAAAGUGAUCAAGUCUUUGUCCGUAAAUUUUGAACAAUUAAAGGAUACGAGAUCUAUGAGAUCUACGAAAAUACGUAACGUGGAAGAAACCGGAGAAAUAAUAGAACCGGAAUCUGAACCUGUUAAAAAAUCGAGAGCGAGAAAUAAGGUAGUGCCUGCUAAGUCAACGAAAGUUACUUCAUCUCAGGAACAAAUAACGAAAUCCAAACGUAUCGUUAAGAAAGGAAAAGCUAUAGAAGAUAUAUCAUCGUCUAAUGGUCCAAAUGAUCCAAUUAUUGAAACGGAUGAUUCGAUAUCUCAGAAAAUACCCGCGAAAAAGACUCGUGGAAAAACAGUUACGGAAAAGGCGGGAACAACGGACAACAUCGAAGCCAAAGCAAAACCAAAAACAAGAGCCAAAAAAACUGAAACAUCUAAAGAUACAGAUACUGAGAUAGUAUCCACAAAAGAAAAAAAAAAGAAUGUGGCUGAAAAAGUAUCUAAGGAAACCAAAACGAAGGUAAAACCAUUAAAGAAAGUUGUAGAAAAAAAAGAUGAAACUGUAGUUGUAGAAGUAAAGAAAAAAACUAGUGCUAAAGCUAAAACAACAGAAAAUAAUAUUUCUAAAGUAGAAAAAUCUGCUGUAAAUGAAGAAAAAAAACCCAAAUCACAAGUUACUAGAAAAAUGCGAAAUCAAGCAGAUAAUGUUCCAGAUGCAACAGAAAAUAAUGUUGAAGAGACCAAUGAUUCUAAGCCAGUUAAGGGAAGACAAAGAAAAAUAAAUAAAGAUAAUGCAAGUACAAUAGAUACUUCCAAGAAAGGACGUGGUAAAAAGGAAAUAAUAACAGCCGCUGUGAAAAAUCUAGAGGAAAAAGAAUUAGAAACUGCUGAGUUAUCUUCGUCAGAAGAAGAGAAGGAAUCAGAAUCAAUUGAAGUAUUAUCAAAAACUAAUAAUGUUCAGAAAUCAGUAAGUAAUACUGAUGAGUUACCAAAUGUUGAAAAUGAAGAUUUAACAAAAUUAGAUGCUUUGCGUUUAAAUAAAAAUAAUAAAAAUAAAAUAGAAGAUUCUAUAUCAGAUGAGAAAGAUAAUGCCUCAACAAGUGAAUAGUAAAUGUUAAUGGUGUAAAGGUACGGAGAGGAAGAAAACUAUUAUCACAAAAAAGAAGGAAGAAAAACAGUACCUUACAUUCUUAAAGAAGUUAUAUUUUUUAAAAACUAAAU